This is a messenger RNA of Linum trigynum, 1303 nucleotides long. The record is from the annotation of a GenBank genome assembly. NCBI's taxonomy places the organism in Eukaryota, Viridiplantae, Streptophyta, Magnoliopsida, Malpighiales, Linaceae.
CAGUUGAGGUUACGGAGAAAUAGAUAAGAGGGGGCAGAGGUCAGUUACCGGCGCUGAGGGGGAAACGAUAAGUAUGUUUUUGGGUGGAGGCAGAGGGAUGGGCGGGAUUGGCGGCGGCGGAGUUAGCGGCGGCGGCGGGGGGAACAUGAUGAGAGGUCUUGGGAGAGCGGUUACUCGGGCUGGAGUGGCCGGUGACCCGAUUUCACCGACGUCCGCUCCUAAUUCCCCUGCUCCAGCGGCGGCCGCGGCGAGCCCGUCCUCCAGGCAGGCCCGGAAGCCGUCGGCUUCCGGAUCCGGAUCCGGGUCGGGUCUUACUCUAUCGGCCGGUCCCUUCGGAGCGCUUCCGAUUGGCUGGACUACCUCGCCUUUGGCUGCUCCCUACGGCUCCCCGUUCGACGAGUACGGCAGGGAUUGGGAGUGGGUUUCCGCCGACGGGAGCUCUUCCGACGACAAGGACGUUAUCUAUGGGUUGGCCGACGAGUACUUGGCACUUGGCCCGCCGCCGUCCGCUGAUGAAGUUCACACUGCUGUCAAUGAACUCUCCCAGUUUCUUGGUGCUGGACGGUACAAGAGUCUAAUUCGUGAUAGGUAUGGGAACGAGAGGAUGGACGACGAGAUAUGGUGGAGCCCUAAGUUUGCUUCUUCUUCAAUUGGAUUAGAGCUGGACUGGAAGGAGCCAUCUCCAAACCUCACAGGAAUCUCUCGGCCUUAUUAUGGGACUGAUGCAGUUUACAGGGCAUUCCAUUUGCUGCAGAGUGAUCAAUCCGUUCAGAGAAUGGUGACUUCUUUGUCUUCUGAUGCUGCCAUAUGGGAUGCUGUUAUGAACAACGAGGUGGUUCGGGAGCUGAGACAGGCUUAUGAUCGAGAUGAAAACAGCAACACGAAUUCAACGAGCCAGGAGAGUGCAAGCGACGACGACGAGACUGUCAGUUAUGGUGACGAGGACGUCGUUGGUGCAUCUGGAAACAAAUUUGUGAAGUGGAUCCUCGACAAUGUGAAAGCGAGGGUGGUGGCGCUGAUCGAGAGCUUAUCGGAGCUGGUGAACAAGGUGGCCGUGCCUCGUGGUGAAGAUGGUGGUGGCCGUGUCGGGGAAGGAGCGGCGGGCAUGGCAUUUGAAGGGAAGGUUGUGACUUCGUUAUUGUUAUCUGUCGUUGUGAUGCUGGUUGUGGUAGUGAGCCGAUCCCAAAAGGCUUGAUCUUCAAAUUCGUCGAUCAAACAUAAUGUUCUUUUUUUUUCUUGCUAAAGAUCAAUUAUAUCAGUUUAUGUACUGCUAUUAUAUUUUACAUCAAAAUUUAUGUAUCGU